Messenger RNA from Polypterus senegalus (gray bichir), 2120 nucleotides. RefSeq names its product chromatin licensing and DNA replication factor 1 (gene cdt1). Gene Ontology annotation, cellular component: nucleus. The coding region runs from base 81 to 2099 and encodes 672 amino acids. Gene Ontology annotation, biological process: mitotic cell cycle; regulation of DNA-templated DNA replication initiation; DNA replication preinitiation complex assembly. The record is from RefSeq and is a predicted model, not a curated record. NCBI's taxonomy places the organism in Eukaryota, Metazoa, Chordata, Cladistia, Polypteriformes, Polypteridae. Gene Ontology annotation, molecular function: DNA polymerase binding; DNA binding. The transcript has 10 exons.
AAGCCCCUCACUUCCGGUAAUUGAUUCAAAGGCGGCGUUUUCAGAGCAUGCAUUUGUAGUGUUUUGAAGAGAAAGUUGAAAUGGCGCAGGCAAAAGUUACAGACUUCUUCGCCCGCAGCAAAAAAGCUGGAAGCGGGACUCUGCAAACAAAACGCGUGAAAGGCACCGAAGAUAUACUUACGAGAAAUGAAGCUCUCCUCAAGUCGCCAGAAAAUAAGCUACUUUCCACGAGGUCCAAAACCCGAGUAACAGAUGUCGCUGUCGAGACCUCGCAGCCUAAAGCGUACCUUACGCGACAGAGGAAAAUACCCCAGAAUCACCUGCCUCUUCAAGUAGAAAGCAGACCGCAGCUGAGCAACAAAGAUGAGGAACGAGCGGGUAAUGUUACGACAACGGAGGCAGUAGAGCUGAAACCUCCCACCACUCCUAAACGGAACGCAGAAUGUGAUGUGGUGAUCGCAGCUCGUGGACACAGUUCAGCCAAGAAGCGUUUAAAGACCGAUAAGGAGUCGGAAACCGAUCGGCAGCCAGGGGCAAAUGGAGAUAAGAAGUCUGCCCGAAAAAGACUUCUUUUGGAAGAACAUGGGGAGGAUAAGGAGCAGAUGUAUACCGCUGCCCCCAGGGUGGCUGAAAGGACGUUGGCUCCAUCCUCUGUGGAGAAGAAAGUAAAAGAUUUGGUGAAUAAGAAUUCAUCGUUGUCCCCUGGGCCAAAGAGAGAUGUACAGGGAUCACAGGAGAACCAGAGUUUUUCCAAGAAUGACAUGAAGACUCUAAAAGCCAAAAUCCAAAGUAUCCGUGAAAAGGGAGACCAGGUAUCCCGAGCAGCUAUAUCUUUGCCACCUUCCUCUUCAGAAUUUCAGUCAAGAUUAAAGAGAGUACGGGAGCUUGAAGCCAAAGUGCAAGAAAGAAAAAAAAUUGAUGUGGCAGAAACGCAACCACAGACAGAAGAAAGCCAACCUGUACCAGCCUAUCAGAGAUAUCACACGCUUGCUGAAGAUGUUGCACCGGGGCUUACCUUGCCUUAUAAGUACAGGCUGCUUGCAGAGAUGUUUCGCAGUAUGGACACCAUUGUAGCGAUGCUCUAUAACCGUUCUGAAACUGCUACCUUUGCCAAGGUUAAACAAGGUAUUCAGGAUAUGAUGCGCAAGAAAUUUGAGGAACAUAAUGUUGGCCAAAUAAAAACGGUCUACCCAUCUGCCUAUACUUUCCGUCAAGAGAAGAAUAUUCCAUCUUUUAGCCCAAGUGUUAAGAAGACAUGCUACCAACUCACCAUAGAGCCCCUUCUGCAGACAGAAAACGCUGGCCGUCCUCAUCUUUCUGCAUCACGUAUGCUAGAACGCAAACAAACCUUUAGUCGGUAUCUGGUGAAUAUUAUGAAACAACAUCACAAGGCUUUCUUGUCUUCUCUGAAUCCACCUAUAAAUGUACCGGAUGAUCGUCUGACCCGUUGGCACCCUCGAUUCAAUGUAGAUGAGGUGCCAGACAUUGCAGCAAGUGACCUGCCCCGUCCUCCACAGGUGGAUAAACUGACAACUGCCCAGGAGGUUCUUGAUAAGGCACGCAGUAUGAUGACACCAAAGAUGGAAAAAGCCCUGGCUAAUAUUGCUCUAAGGACAGCAGAAAGCCAUGGCGAGGAGCCAAAAGAGACUUCAGUGACAAGUGUUCUUCCAGUUGCUGCUGUUUCAGCCACACCAAGUGCUUUGAAAGGAGUAUCCCAGUCCCUUCUGGAGAGGAUAAGAGCGAAGGAGGCCCAGAAAAUGCAGGCAAUGAUGACUCGGAACCCAGAGCAAGAAGAACGUUUGACAAUGAUGUCAAGACUGGUGGAACUUGUGCGGAUUUUGCGCAAUGUAUUUGUGGCAGAAAAGAAAGCAGCACUUAGCAUGGAGGUGGCAUGCAGCAGAGUGGCUUCCAGUUAUCGUUCCACUAUGACACAAGGGGAAAUGGAGAAACACCUUAAACUGGCAUCAGUGCUGCUUCCUGACUGGUUAACUGUACACCCAAUCAGGAAAGAUCUCUAUCUCAAAAUCAACAAAUCACUGGACCUUAAUGUUGUACUGGAGAAACUCAAUCAGAAGAUCAAGGAGGAGGAGAGAGUAUGAAGCUGUAAUCCAGCACCCGUA